Messenger RNA from Pogona vitticeps (central bearded dragon), 1221 nucleotides. Lineage: Eukaryota; Metazoa; Chordata; Lepidosauria; Squamata; Agamidae. The record is from RefSeq and is a predicted model, not a curated record.
GGGGUGAGGUGCCCUGGGCCUUGGGAUUCCUGGGGGAGGGUGGGUACCCCGGGGGGGAUCUUCUCCGGAGGUCCUAAGCCACUUGGGCAAAGAAAGGGAACAGAUCAAGUCAUCUAAUUGGACCAAAACACAACCAGCAUGCCCAAAUCCCUUGCGUUUCUCCGAGGGGUUGGACCAUUAUGCGGACAUGGGCUGCAGACAGCUGGGCCAUCGCUGUCAAUGGAAUAUCUUGGCUCAUCCUUCUUCUAGCUGCCCAUGCCUUGGGUGCUUCGAUCUUCUUAAGUCUGACUGAAAAAAUUCCUGCCAACACAACCAUCGAAGUCACAAGGAGUCCAGAGUAUCCUCAGGAAGGACAGGAUGUCAUUCUUAUCCCAGAAGGAAAGUUUGACGACAAGGUCUCUUGCCUGUGGUUCAGAGGUGGAAGAGAAAGAUAUCUCGAAAUCUUGGUCUAUCAACUAAAACCAACCAUUGCUAUCCACUAUAAGCCCGGUUACAACGGGCGCCAGACACCAGACGACGACUGCUCUCUGCACUUCGCCAAUGUUUCUUUUGAGGACAUGGCUCUCUAUGGAGUCCUGAUUGAAAGAAAGGGCAACAGAAUUGAAUAUGGGGAGAGAUUUCUACUAGUUCAAGAAGUGACCAAUCAGAAAACAAAAGCAAGCCAACAUGCACCACGCAGAGCAACACCAGAACCAACCGAACCAAAAGAGUCGAAAGUUCUAAGUUUAAGAACGAUUGCAGGAAUUGUCAUGGGGUGUCUCAUCGGCUCAGUCCUCGUUGUGGGCUUGAUUAGUUACCAAAGCUUUGAAAGCGCUGGAAGGUUAGAACCUACGUGGACCAUGAGACUUUCUUCUGAGGCCCUAACUCUAAGCCAGGACAGACAGCAGAGAUUAAAUCAACUAAAAUUAAGCAUGCAAAACAUUGGGCAAGAGAUUGGGAGUCAGGAGAAUUUAAGCCCUCAGAACAUCAUGCCUGGGUGAAAAACAGAAGAUUAUCUUCAUCCAGGAUAUCGUGAGCAUUCAAGUCUGGAAGAUCAUCCACCAGAUCAUCCUUCUGGACUUUUUGCUCUUUCUCCAUGAAUUGAUACUCCAUUUACCAGAAAAUCAUGUUGAAAUAAUCAAGGACAUUCUGAUGGCCCAACAAUUACAUCUGCCCAGAACACUGGAGGCAGAAAAGUCCAUUAUGUAUCUGCUGAUGAAAUAAAAACCUCCAGUGCCCAGA